AUGGCCAGCGAUAAAAAAUCAGGAAAAUCAUCAAAAAGUACGAAGUCUAUUACACAAAUAUUAUCUGAAUUCGAAAUGCUUCGUAAUGAACAAAGAGCAAUGGCUAAUAAAUUGUCAGAAAUGGAGAUGGAAUUAAAUGAACAUAAGAUUGUAAUUGAUACACUAAAAAAUAUAGACCCAAAAAGGAAAUGCUAUCGAAUGACUGGUGGUGUCUUAUGUGAACGUACUGUAGAAGUCGUAAUGCCUGCAUUAAUGACAAAUAAAGAACAAUUAACAAAAGUGAUAGAUGCUUUGAGUGAUCAGUUAACAAAAAAAGGAAUUGAAAUAAAUGAAUUCAAGGAGAAGCACAAUAUUAGAAUUAGAGGACAACCGGAUAUACAACAACAAGAUGAAGAUAAAGAUUCCAAAGAAGCAAAAAGAAGUGCUGUAGUUGUUAAUUCAUUAUUAAGCAAUUAUUCAUAAAAUCAAAAUUUCCUAUUUAAGCACAUUUCAUGUUUACAUUUAAAUCACAUUU
Molecule: messenger RNA, 514 nt
Organism: Eufriesea mexicana
Lineage: Eukaryota; Metazoa; Arthropoda; Insecta; Hymenoptera; Apidae
Gene: Pfdn2
Product: prefoldin 2
Exons: 3
Coding region: 1-462 (153 amino acids)
Biological process (GO): protein folding
Cellular component (GO): prefoldin complex
Source: RefSeq, a predicted model, not a curated record